Molecule: messenger RNA, 4153 nt
Organism: Eubalaena glacialis (North Atlantic right whale)
Lineage: Eukaryota; Metazoa; Chordata; Mammalia; Artiodactyla; Balaenidae
Gene: FGF1
Product: fibroblast growth factor 1
Exons: 5
Coding region: 559-1026 (155 amino acids)
Biological process (GO): positive regulation of protein phosphorylation; regulation of cell migration; fibroblast growth factor receptor signaling pathway
Cellular component (GO): cytoplasm
Molecular function (GO): fibroblast growth factor receptor binding; growth factor activity
Source: RefSeq, a predicted model, not a curated record
CACACUGGUAGGGACCCCAUGAGGGUGGCCUCACGACGCACGCCCCAGGCUCCCCAAGGCUGGGGAGACCACCUGGAUCAGGGCGGGUGUGGUGUGUGGUGUGCACACAGCCCUUCUCUGGGGGCUCCCUGAGCUCCAUACACAUCAGAGAGGGAGCAGGAGAGAGAGAACAAGCAGCUCCAACAGCCUGGACUCCAGGGGAAUAAGGGCAUUGCCUCCUUUGGUGAAGGCCACUCCCUUCUGAUGGAGGAUGGGAGCUCCCUUCCUCCCGCGGUGGCCUGCCUGCAGCGGUCCUGGUAGGACAGUGUGGAUGCCGUAGGCUGCACAGCUGCCAUCACCCCAGAAAGAAAGUGCCCCAGAGCCAAAGUACAGAGAGCCGCAGCCACCGGGAGGUUCAGAGAGUCGGCUUGGGGCUGCUGGGGAAGCAGCUGCAGCGCGGUGACAGUGACACCACAGAGCGGACGAGACCAAGUGGAUCCCCUUUCCCUUCGACCAGAGAAGCCCUCAGCCUGCAAGCUGUUCAGCCUUGAAAGCGCCAUAACCAGGAGCUGCUCAGCCAUGGCUGAAGGGGAAAUCACAACCUUCACAGCCCUGACCGAGAAGUUUAAUCUGCCUCCAGGGAAUUACAAGAAGCCCAAACUCCUCUACUGUAGCAACGGGGGCCACUUCCUGAGGAUCCUUCCAGAUGGCACAGUGGAUGGGACAAGGGACCGGAGUGACCAGCACAUUCAGCUGCAGCUCAGUGCGGAAAGCGUGGGGGAGGUGUAUAUAAAGAGUACGGAGACUGGCCAGUACUUGGCCAUGGACACCGACGGGCUUUUGUAUGGCUCACAGACACCCAAUGAGGAAUGUUUGUUCCUGGAAAGGUUGGAGGAAAACCAUUACAACACCUACGCAUCCAAGAAGCAUGCAGAAAAGAAUUGGUUCGUUGGUCUCAAGAAGAACGGAAGCUGCAAACGCGGUCCUCGGACUCACUACGGCCAGAAAGCAAUCUUGUUUCUCCCCCUGCCAGUCUCCUCUGAUUAAAGAAAUCUGUUCUGGGUGCUGAUCACUCCAGAGGAGCCCGAAGGGGUCCUCACCCGGUUGACCCCAAAUUGUACCCUUGACCAUUGGCUGCGCUAACCCCUGGCCCACAGAGCCUAAACUUGUAACGUGCUUCUAAACGCCCAGUUCACUUUUUUUUUGUAAAGCCCUUCACCCUGGCACAGUUUGGAACCGAGGGACCAAAUGGCUUUUAGGGGCCAACUGGCUGGCCAGUCUGGGUCUGGUUUGGAAGUCCAGUUGCCUCUGGGCAUCUGCUGCAGGCUGAGCCUCUUAAUGCACGGGUGGAGCCAAAUGAAGUGCGAGCAGAGGGCUGCCAAGUGGGUUGUAACUGCAUGCAAUUCCCUCUACAGAGUAAACCCUGCCCGCAAGUCCCCUGAAUAUCUGGCAUGACUCCCUUUCAUCCUUUCAAUCCCCCACGAUUAUUAGCAGAGACGCUAUGGCUACGUUGGAGGAAGGCAGCUUUCCAUGAGUGGAAACAGGGACGAAUACAUCCCCUCUCAGGAACAGAAGGGAUUCAAAUGGCAAGGGGAGGCUGACUGGAUUCUAGUGGGCAGCUUAGAAGGAUGGGAUCUCAGUGCGCAAUGAAUGAAGGCUGAGAGGCUCAGGCACAGGAGAGCAGAAUGAAGGCACAGCCUUGGGAGUCGUUACAAUGCCUUGACUUCCCCAAGGUUAUUCGGCAGCAGGAAGCCCCUGGAUGAUGUCAGGAGGAGAAAAGAACUAGGUUCUUGAUAAAAGCCAGGACACUGGGUAUUGGGAAAUUCAUUUGGGUCUGGGGAGUGGGUGUGGGAGUGAUGAGAAAGGGAAACGUGGGCUGAGGGGACAUUAUCCUCCAAAGAGGAUGAUUCUAGAAGUGAGAAGGAAAGAGAAAGGGACGCCAUGACCUGUGCUUGGCCACCAGAAAGCGGAGGCUUUGGGGUCCUGGGGCAGUGCUUACAAAUCAUAUGGGCAUCUUGUUUGACUGCAGGUUCUGGUUCAGUGGGUCUGCGGUAGAGUUUUCCCAUUUCUUACAAGCUCCCAGGUGCUGUAGAUGCUGCUGCCUCUCCCCAGCCCCCGUACUUUAAGUAGCAAAGUCCCUAAAAGCGUUAUUCAAAUGAAGGGGGCUCAAACCCCGACCCUCCCUGGCCACACCCUUAAAAACGCAUGUCCCAUGGAUCUUCCUGCACUCAGCCAGCAUCAGCAGUUAUGCCUGAGUUAAGGAGUCGGGGUUUAAGGCACUUGGGCCCAAUGCCUGUAAAAUGCCCAUUUAGAAGAUAUACAAAAGCAUACUUCAAAAAUGUUAAACCUUCACAAACAGCUUUUCCCAAGACGCCAUUUGUGUGACGGUUACUUAUAUAAAUACGCUUCCUGCUUAAAGUAAACUUGACCCAAGUGGCUAGCAAAUUAGAAACACCAUUCAUCUCUGACAUGAUACUGUUGCCAUGUAAAGGCCUUUAAUAAGCCAUUUAAAUUUACUGUGAGACUAUACCUUUUAGGCACAUUUAAAAAUAUAUAGCUCAAAGGCAGUUAAACUGAUUAGCAUUCAGCCACUGAGAAUGAUAAUAAUAGGAUAUGAUAUAUAAGCUCAAUUAUCUACUACUUAGACUACAUUUACCUGAGAAAAUGAGAUUUUUCUUUGUUUUCCACUGUGCUGUUAUAAAUUUUCCUUUGCAAAUGGGGAUUCUUAAGCAAUGAUAUAAUUGUGCAUAAAAACUGAUGAGAACGCUAGCUCAUGUUUCAUAAUGAAUUGCAUUAAUUAUUAAUUGAAAGGUAAUUCCUUAGUAACUGAACUAUUUUGAAUGGAAGAAAAAUGACAAUUUGUGGAAGUUCAGUGUGAUACUACAACUGAGGAACUGAAACAAGUUAACGCUACAGUUAUAUCAUUCUGCAUUUGUACAGCAAAACGUUUCAUAACUUUUUUUUGUUUCUGUAACUUGGAUAAGACAAUUUGAUUUUAUUUUAGUAAAUCUUUGCAGGCAAGUUGGGAAUAGUGCAGUGUGGCUUGACAUCUCUUGACUAUGAAGAUUUGGCCAGAAAAAGGUACCCACAGAGGAAAUCCAAGAUAUUUAUAAUGGUCCAUAAUUUUUAGUGUAUGAAUCAAAUUCAAGUAUAACAUUGGCCAAAAAAAAUGAAAGCUGUGGCUAACAGAUGAGAUGGAAGUCUGUGGUUGCAGAGACCCCAGGCAUUGAGAGGAAAUACUACUGUGACCUUGACAACCUCAGCCCAGUCGCUAUUCGUGUAUCUGUUCAAUGAAUAUGUAAGUGCCAACGGUGUGCCAGGCGUUUUACUGGGUCCUGGGGCUCCUGGGAACCUUGUCUGUCUGGUUUGCUGCUGUAUUCUCUCCCAGGGCAUUAUAUUUAUGACGCAAGAUGCUGAGGAUUCAUUUCUUUCGGUCAAGUAAAAACAGAGACUUUGUAGGUUCCUGCUGAAUAAACAACAAGUCCCAGAAACCAAGGUUUUGGAAGAAUUAGCAACCCCCAGCGUAAGAUAAACCUCUAUGGAAGUGUCAGAGGACAUGGCAAGGUAAACCUAACAUUUCAACUGCAGAACCGUGUCAGUUCAGGGGGACCACUUUCAAAUCGGGAAGAAAAGGCUGUCCGAUCUUGUAAGAAGGGAGUCAGUGGCAGCUGCCUGCUCCGUUUUGAACAUGUUCUCGUUCCUCAAACAUGGAGCAUUCCUGUUGCUCUCCCUCUCCCUUGAGAAAGUCCUGGAGCCAUCUGCCCAUCAGAUGCCUCUCGUGUGGAUUCAUUUGCAGGCCAACUGUUACGAAUUGCCUGACAUUCUGUACAAAGCAUCAGGAAAGUAUAUGCUUUUGGAUUGUUUUCAAUGUGGUGGUGGAGGUGGUGGAGAUCUGUUUCCUUGGAAGGGGUGAUCAUUAAAGCCUCCUACGGCCAACAGUGUGGACUUACAAAAAACUGACUGGAACAUCACAUGUCACUGAAGAUCAGGGUCCUUGCUUUGUGUUGGAGACGGAGCCCAGGCCCUCAGCCUUGUAGAACAUACUGCUCAAAUCAACCAAGUUCCUGGGCUACAAAGCAGACCUCUGAAGAGGAAGAUGCCUGUCAUUUUACAUCACUCUCUCUUUUUUUUGCACCUUAAAAAUAUUAAUAAAUGUUCCACUUAUAGGGGAUAA